Molecule: messenger RNA, 2553 nt
Organism: Glarea lozoyensis ATCC 20868
Lineage: Eukaryota; Fungi; Ascomycota; Leotiomycetes; Helotiales; Helotiaceae
Product: PYP-like sensor (PAS)
Exons: 1
Coding region: 1-2553 (850 amino acids)
Cellular component (GO): nucleus
Source: RefSeq, a predicted model, not a curated record
AUGAACUUCUUCAAAUCACCCCGGAACAGGAAUCAGAGCAAACGAUUCCCCACUCGCGAGCCUGAACCCGAACGAAGAGCACCAGAGAAAAGGGCGCCGCGAGAAGUACUCACCAAGCCGAAUCCCAGACAGGAGCUUCGGGUCGCGAUUCCAACCGGUUCUCAGAGUACCGACAACACGAUUUCGGCGGCUGAUCUUAAGGAUCUUCGAACGAGGAACCAGUCGCUAACUGAAGAAUCUUCGAUGAGUUCGCGGAAGACAGGGAGGAAUACAUCAAGGUUGGGAGUUGAAGAUAGUAUCAAGGAAGAAUCGGUGGAGGAGAAACCGAAAGAGCAACCACAGCCAUUGACUUCGGAUUCGGACUUUGAUUUAAGACCACCGCCUCGGAAAGAGACCGCCACUACUCUAGAGGUUUUAUCAGACCUGUUAUACUCGCAAGGUUACUUGGAGACUAUUACUAGUGACCCUGCGCUUCUCGGUCGGUUUUCUGUAUUUCUAAAUAAAUAUCGGCCUGAUAUUGCACCAUUAAUUCAGCAUUAUCUCGAGACUCAGAAGGUCAUCAAAGCGACGGCUUACGCAAAUGCGGUCGCCUCUGCCUUAGGAACAAGUGAUGGGAAAUCUGCAAAGAUGCCACCAGCUGUUGAGCUGACGGCAUCCUUUCUUGUUUCGUCACGGCGGGCCUUCAAUACUUUGCUGCAAGAGGCGCUUCCAGCUUGGGUCACCUACUCCUUGGUCAAAACAGCAACAUCUUGUCUGAAGGCCGAAAUCAUGAACCAGUCAACACCGUUGACCCGCGAUCUCUUGGGAGGUCUCAGUGAAAUUUUCUGUAUCAGCGAUCCCAAUCAAACCGAUAACCCACUUAUAUAUGCAUCUGACGAGUUCUAUCGAUUGACCGGAUACGGUAGAGAUUUUGCGCUUGGCCAGAACUGUCGGUUCCUUCAAGGUCCAAAGACAAGACGCGAGUGUCCUCGGCGAUUAAGGACAGCCAUCGACAAUGGAGAGGAGAUCUGUGAAACUAUUCUUAACUAUCGGAGGGAUGGUACACCAUUUGUCAAUGUCGUAUUGCUUGCCCCACUGUAUGAUUCAAAAGGGCGACUAAAGUAUUUCCUUGGAGCACAGGUGGAUGCAUCUCGCUUGGUUGAGGAUGGUAGAGGUGUGGAUGGAUUCGACAAGUUUCUGCGGAGGAGGGAAUUCGAAUCAAAACAAGUCAACAUAGGAGAUAAGGAACCAAAGGAGAAGAUCUUAGCCAAGUUGAAAGAUCUUGGCAAAACUUUCGACUUGGAAGAGAGCGCGGUAGUCGAAGACAGUAGUCGGUCGAGCACUUUUGCGGCCGAAGCCCAAGUAGACAUGGGUAUUGGGCGUUCUUCGUAUGGUGUUGGAAGGAACGUGAUCUACGACGACGACGACUUGUCAUCUACUGAUACAGAGGAUAGUGGAGGGAAGGGUGAUGUUGAUGAAAAUGCUUGGGCGCUUUCGAGUUCCAUAACCUCUGGGCGCUUGCCUGGUAUUUAUCAAAAGUACAUUUUGAUGAGGCCAUAUCCAUCACUGAAAAUGGUUUUCGUUUCACAUCGGGCGAAGCGACUGGGCCAAUUGACGCAGCAACCAUUUCUCGCGCACAUUGCUGCGCCGGCAACGACAAUCUCUGGACUGAGAAGCUCACUAGAGUCGGGAAGACCGGUGUCAGCAAAAGUUUCAAUCAUGAGUCGGCGAGGUGCGAGCAAAGACGGCACUGUGACUGGCAGAUGGUCAAAGAGGGUACAUCGUCAGGAAGGAGAGAUUAAUCCAGCGACCAUCGGCAGAACUUCUUGGAUCUCAGCUACACCUCUGCUAGACAGUGAGCGUAAGAUUGGAGUGUGGAUGGUAGUCAUUGUUGACAAACCCGGUACAGACACUAGUAGAGAACUGUCACUCGACGAUUCACAAGCAGGUAUGAGGCGAGCAUCCGAAGUUGGGAGUUCGAGCUUUGGUCCACGUCCUACCAAAAAUCCAUCCUUUUCAAAUCAAGAAGACGUGCCAAUAAAGCCUAUGCGGGUAGGCAAUGUUUCGAGUCCAACCGGAUCGAUGCCAGACAAACCGCCACGCCUGGAAGACGAUUUUGGAAUCAUGAAAGACGACGUGUCGGACAUGCGAGAGGGAGCUGAUCGCUCUUCGAAGGAGGAAGAAGACAGUUUUGAAGUAGCCGAAGCAGUAAUGCAGAGGAUCGAAAGAGCACAAACUGUUUCCACCAUCCAGAGCAGCAAGUAUGAUGAAACUGACCGGUCCCCAGCUAUGUCGAGAAAUAGCUUUCAGAUUUGUGAUCCCUCUGACUUUGGGGUUGAAAAUAAUAAAUCGGGAUCGAGAACACCAAUCCGUACCACUUUCGGCAAAGAAGUGGAGGCCGGUAUUAAAUCGUCUGCCACGUCUCCUUCUAUUCAAAAUAUGGAGAAGAAAAGAGACGUUGGGCUACGUGCGAUGGACUACAUAUCUAGUAGAUCUCCAAUAAACAAGAAAAAUAAGACUGGAGGCGGUGGCGCACAGGGGAAAGGAGAUGUUACCCCUAAUAGCGUUGAUUGA